AUGGGCGACGACGUCAUCGACACGCGCUGUUCCGGUUGUUGUUGUUGUCUCUCCAUCUGUCCGCCUCCUUCUUGUUCGCUCUCCGCGCGCGCGACUUGCGCGGAAAAAGCUUUCUUCGAAGAAGGUCUUCCAAAUCCUCCUCCUCCUCUCAAAAUCGAAUUGAAAGCGCUUUUGCCGCCGCACGUACGAGAAGACGACGAUCGAAACAACAACAAACCUCCUCCUCUUCCACCUUGUUCUGCCAUCUGGGACAGCGAGAACGGCGUGAGUAAAGAUCGAGUUAACGCCAUGAUUGUAGUAGUGUGUGUGUGUGUAUUAGGUGUUUGUUAG
Molecule: messenger RNA, 330 nt
Organism: Bathycoccus prasinos
Lineage: Eukaryota; Viridiplantae; Chlorophyta; Mamiellophyceae; Mamiellales; Bathycoccaceae
Exons: 1
Coding region: 1-330 (109 amino acids)
Source: RefSeq, a predicted model, not a curated record